GAGUGCUUGUGUGUAAAACCGACGACUGUGGCUGUGAUGGACUUGGACGAACUUGUCGAGCAAGGUUCACCUGGCUCUGCUUCAUCCACCGACAAAAAAUUGUCUCCACCUACAAAGGUUGACCAUACCACUUUGACAAUUUCUGCAAGAAUGAUUCUUGAUAUUAUGUUGGAGAAUCCUCAGAUUCCUAAAGCUGUUUAUCAGAGAAGGAUGUACAGCGCUGGUGCCUCUCCAUCACAAAUGGUGAUUACAGGGGUCAAUCUGCCAACGAAGAGAUAGCAGAGGAUUCCGCUGCGAUGGAGGCUGUUAGAUACAUGGAACGCGCUACAGGUAUUGUUGUGAAGGACCUAAAUUAUGGACGACUAGAGAAAAUGCAACAAGAGAAUGGUUUUCGAAAGCUUCAACUGGAUGAAGCUUUUGACAUGAUCAACAAGCUAGUCAGACUUUGUAUGCUUGCUGUUAGAUACAUGUCCUCCUUCUCAAACCAGCUCCAAAAUAUCAUGGUAAUUGGCUUUCCUCCCACACGUCUUGGCAAUGGGCAUUUCUACACACUUCCGACCAGAGCCCUCUAGGGUUUCCUUUCGCCGCCAUGCGCGGCUGCGAGCGAUGCAGGCUGUACGAGAAGCACCUCACGGAGGUACACGGUCACACAAAGACCACGACCUCGGCAUCCACCUCGCGAAACUCGACCGCCACCAGAUCCGCAAGAAAUGAACACACCGGCACCGGCAACACGCUCCGAUCGCGCCGGUCGCACUCAACGACGCCGUCAACCAUCAGACCGAAGAGAAUGAGCAGCAAGAGUGCAUCAUCCGCGGUCCUGUUUGGAUGGCUACCAAAGGCUACCCUUCCAAAAUUCUCGUUGUUCACCAAAGCGUGGGCAACCGUUUCGAAGAGCCAGACAUCAAGUACUAUGUGUGCACAAUCAACAGAACAUUUGCCAAGCCAAGCCAGCGCAUGUAUUUUCAGGUACACUAUACUGAAGAGAACUUGCUGGACUACAUUGAUCCAAACAAUGAUACACUCAUGUCAGACUUGCAAAUGGACGUCUUCUCGCCGAAUGUCGCAUCAUGCUAGGAACUGACAAAAGGGCCACUAUAACCACCAACUGGUCUGAGUUUUGUCGCGGGGCCAACAUUCACGAAGGAGACAUCUAUGCUUUUCAUUUCAGGAUCACUUCAAAGCGCUGCCUGGUUCUCACUGUGCACCGCCUCUAGAUGCACCAUCGAAGACACCGCAACCCCUGUGUCAAUAUAAUCGAGCACCAAGUACUCCUAAUUAUGCUCUAUCCCAGGAUGAAUCUGUGGUUUGCUUUUGGGCCCUCUUAUCGCAUGCUUUUGAAGAUGCUAAACUUAUGUCGUUGCUUAUGUAAACUGCACUAUUCUCAGUCACAUGGUUCAUGUUCAGAUCCAUAAUGGGGCUUAUAUAUUAGGAUCACCCAGAAUGCAGAAUAAGUUAUUCUUCACCCGAGGUAAUCUUACGAUCACUUCAUAAAUAAAUUACAUUUGAAAUACAAAUAAUUACAUUCAUAUUGACUCACUAUGUAAAAUUUGUUUGGAAUACAAAUAGUUACAUUCAUA
Molecule: messenger RNA, 1580 nt
Organism: Triticum aestivum (bread wheat)
Lineage: Eukaryota; Viridiplantae; Streptophyta; Magnoliopsida; Poales; Poaceae
Exons: 5
Coding region: 590-1084 (164 amino acids)
Source: RefSeq, a predicted model, not a curated record